Meloidogyne enterolobii is the source of this 1570-nucleotide messenger RNA. The record is from the annotation of a GenBank genome assembly. NCBI's taxonomy places the organism in Eukaryota, Metazoa, Nematoda, Chromadorea, Rhabditida, Meloidogynidae.
CUCAUGGAAUUCCAAAUCUCGGAACAGACAUUUAUUAAAUCACGAAGCAAUCAAAUCACGGCCAAUUAUCAGAAUAGUGAAAAAAAUCUGCAUUGAAAAAAUUCAUAUUUUUUCUUGGACCGUGUGUUGGUCGUUCUAUGAUUUGGUAAGACUUUGACUUGUCCGACAUUGAUUUGCCGUUCCUUGACUUGUCUGUUCCUUGAGUUAGCCCGACACGAUUAUUUUAUCUUUUUUUAAUUUAUUUUUAGAUAUUUAAUUUUUAAAUUAAAUAAUGAGUGGUGAUGAUGUUGGGGCUAUUGUUUUUGAUUCUGGUUCACAUAGUUUUCGAGUUGGCUUUGGAGGAGAGGAAAUUCCGAAGUUUGAAAUUCCUGCUCGUGUUGGUGUUCGUGAAGUAAUUGAAUCAGCUACGGAUGAAACAAUUGAAGAAGUAGCUUCUGGAAGAAAAGGAAUUAAUACAACAAAAAAGAAAUUUGAAUAUUUUAUUGGAACUUCUCAAAUAAAUGUUCCGAGAAAUGAAACAGAAAUUGUUUCUUAUAUGAAUGAUGGAAUGAUUGAAGAUUGGGAUAUUUUUGAAAAAGUUUUGGAUUUUAUUUAUGACAAAUGUUUAAUGGCAGAAAGUCAACAUCAUUCUGCGCUUUUUACUGAACCGCCGUGGAACAAAAAAGAUAAAAGAGAAAAAUUGGCAGAAUUAAUAUUUGAAAAAUAUAAUGUUCCGGCAUUUUAUUUAUUUAAAAAUGCAGCUUUGGCAGCUUUUGCGAGUGGGAGAACUGCUGGUUUAGUUGUUGAUAGUGGGGCAACACAUACUUCUGCAAUUCCAGUUUAUGAUGGACAUUGUAUUACUAACGCUGUUGUCCGUUCUCCCGUUGGAGGUGAUUUUUUGGUAGAACAAUGUAGAAAAAUGUUGAUAAAAGAAAAUGUUGAAUUAGUUCCUUACUACAAAGUUGCUUCGAAGAAAGAAGUAAAAGAAGGCGAAGAACCCAUUUGGACUUCACGUAAACUCCCUCCAUUAAUAACUAAAAGUUAUGAGAAAUUUAUGGAAGAUCAAUUAGUUGAAGAUUUAAUUCAUUCAACAAUGCAACUUUGUGAAACGCCUUUGGAUGUUGAAUUUAUGGAUAAAUUGCCUGCUGUUAGUUUUGGAUUUCCAUGUGGGUAUUUGAGAGAUUUUCAUGCAGAAAGGGCAAAAAUUCCAGAAGCUCUUUUUGAUUUAAAACACGCAGAUUUAAGUGAAGAAGAGCGAGCUUCACUAAUAAAUGUUGCACAAAUUGCUUUAAUGUCUUGUGGAAUGUGUGAUGUUGAAAUACGUCCAUCAUUGUAUAGCAAUUUAAUGGUUACUGGUGGAAAUUCUCUUAUAAUGGGAUUUACAGACAGAUUAAAUCACGAUUUAGCUCAGAAAUGUUUGAGUACACAAAAAAUUCGAGUCUCCUCUGCGCCAACAACAGCUGAAAGACGUUUUGGGGCUUGGAUAGGGGGAUCAAUCGUCUCGUCACUGGGAACAUUUCAACAGUUGUGGAUUUCAAAAGGAGAAUAUGAGGAAAGUGGCCGUCAAAUUGUUGAAAGGAAAUGCCCAUAA